UUUGGAAUUAUCGUAAUAUCGAAUGAUUAUUCUUAGGAAGAAAAUUACUCUGUACAUGCACAUAUCUUAAGUUGCUAAAAGUUAAAUUACAAAGUUAAAUUACAUGUAAUGGAUUAAUAGUGUAGGAUAAUUAAAAAGAGUGUCAUUUUUUAUAAAUUACGAAAAAGUUACUUAUAUCUGAACUAAGAAAUGUCAUAAAUAUCAUAAAACGGAAGCAGAAGAAAUAACAUUGAAAGAGAGAAUGAGAAAGAGUAAUAUUUUAAACGUAAAGGUUAGGUGUUAAAUUCUACUCAAAUCAAAUAAAAUAUUUAAUUAAAUAUAAAAAAAAGUUAAAGUAUUUACUUAGUUAUGUUUAUUCCAAAUUGUUUGUUUCGGUAUAAUUUUUGCAAAAUAUUAAAGAAUAUAUACUUGCGUAAAUAAGAAUAUUACUUUCAAAGUCGAAACAAUCAUAUAAACAUUGAUGUAGGAGCAUUAUAAAUUCAUAAUUUUAUUUUGUAUACUUUGUUUGAUAGAGAAAUGAACAUCUUUUUGCCCAUUAGCAGUUGGUAGAUAAUGGUAUUAUAUCAUGAGACGUAAUUUGAUAUGCCAGUUCUGUUAGAUGGGAACACUAUCUGCUUCGCAUGUAUAUACAAGUUUCCGGUGAACCAAAAUAAGAAGAGAAACCUUUGUUUGAGUUAAUGAAUUAAAAACUAUUUGAAAGUGAUCUGUGGAACAGUAUAAUUCAGAGAGAUGAGGACGGAAAUUACAGAGUCACAACCUUUCAAAAACUUAAAAGAAUUAUUCGAUAACGUGGGUAACUUGAAACCAUGGCCAGAAAUUGGAGAACUACGAGAUUCAACUGAUUAUGUGUACAGUGGUUUAGAAAUAAGCGCAGGAAGAACGCGGUUAGAAAAAUUGGAUAGAGAAGUACAUCCGAAAACGUUGCUCUGUCAUGAUAUGAAAGGUGGCUACCUAGAAGACAGAUUUAUAUAUGGAUCAGAAUCUUAUGAUUCUUACCUAUUUUAUCACUGGAGUGUUAUUGACACUUUUGUGUAUUUUAGUCAUCAUUUCAUAACUGUGCCCCCUUUUGGAUGGAUUAAUGCAGCACAUAAUCAUGGUGUAAAAGUUCUUGGUACUGUAAUUACGGAAAGAGAAGGUAUCUGGGAUGUUAUACUUGAAUCUCAUGAAGAAGUAAGAAGAUUUGCAGAUGCACUAAUACUUGUUGCAAAAUUUUAUAAGUUUGAUGGCUGGUUAUUAAAUAUUGAAAAUACCAUUAAAAGUGAGCAAGUUAAUAAUUUAAUUUAUUUUGUAAAAUAUCUAACAGAAAAUAUUCAUGAAGCAAUUAGAAAUUCUGAAAUUAUAUGGUACGAUAGCGUAACCAAUGAAGGAAAAUUAAAUUGGCAAAAUGAGCUUAACAGUAAAAACAUAGAUUUCUUUUUAAACUGCGAUGCCAUUUACUUGAAUUAUAACUGGAUGAAAUCAAAAUUGAAAAACAGUUUGGCACUUGCAAAAAAUCACAGCAGAGAUAUUUAUGAUAUUUAUGUAGGACUUGAUAUUUGGGGAAGAGGUUGUCCUGGCGGUGGUGGAUUUAAUUCAUCAUAUGCUUUACAAAAAAUACGACACGAAGGACUUUCUGUUGCACUUUUUGGUCCAGGUUGGACUCACGAAUUUUUCGGAUCUAAGACAUUCCAAGAAGUAGAAGAUCUAUUUUGGGCACAGUUGUUUCCUUAUUUAUAUGUUCAUGUACCUAUCUACGAAGAAGAACUAUUCAAAACAUCAUUUUGCCGUGGCAGUGGUAGCAUGUAUUAUCGCUGUGGUCAGUUUAUGCAGGCACUAUAUGAAAGGGAUGGAAAAAGAUUUAAACACAAACCAUUUUACAAUUUAUCCCUGCAAAAUCCACAAAUUUCAGUACCUAUACCGCACAUGAAAUUUACAUCAUCGCCUCAACUUCCAGAACCGAAAAGUGAAAACGAUCGAAGUGAGUGUUCAAAAGAACCGAUACAAUAUGUUUAUGAAACGAGGAAGAAUGUUAUUCGAGUAUUAAAAAAUGUUGUAAAUAUUGAAAAUAAAAUGCCAAUGCUAUAUGUAAAUAGCUUCGAAUUUUGCAGCGAGUUCUCUUUCAGAGGUGGUGGUUGCAUAGAAUUAACUACAAAUGAUCUUACAACUAGGUCAUAUCACAGACUAUUUCUCGUUCACAUCGAAUUUCAACAAGACAUUGUAGCAAUCAUUGCUUAUAAAAAAAUGGAGUCGUCCAUAGCAAAUGGAAGUCAACCCGAACCAAUACUAGUUCUCGGCAAUAAUACAUUCUUAAAAUCCAUCGUUCAUUAUAAAUCAAGGAAUUUGGUUGCCAACUGGAAAAGAUGUGUUUACCGAACGAACAUGAGGACUGUGAACGAAAUUGGUAUAUCUUUUGCGAGGAGUAGCGUCUGCUAUCUGGGAAAGAUCGUCCUCAAACAAAAGCAUCGACACCUGGACGGAAGGGAAUACCGUGUGAGCGAGCCACUUCCGCAUUCGACCGGAAACUGCAAUGAGUACAGCUGUGGAUCCGAGGGCCACGCUGAGUGUUCGCCAGAGGACUGCGUGCCCCUUCUCCCCAAGAUACCACUUGCAUCAGAUAUAUCGGACGCACCAGAAGACGAUUUCGAAAUUUUCAACCGUGCCAGGGAUCAAGAAAUCGACGAGAACUUCUAAAGAACGAUUAUCGGCUGUUUCAUGAAAUUUUCGAACGCGUGACUCGCGAGAGACUCGGCUUUCACGUAAUCGCGGUCUUCUACGUGUUUCGCCUUUACCUAUUAAGCUUUUCUUCCUUAUUCGGAAUUUGUUGAUCGAUAUGAAUUAUACGCGAAGAUUGAACAAUGUUAAUCAUUACGUUAACGUUAAAAUGAAUUAUUUAAAUUUGUGUGGUUUUUCUGAUUUUGAAAAUGACGAAUGAAGAGUUAGUAUUGUAUAUAUACGUGAAUCAUAGUUUAAUUUUCAUGAAAAUGGGUCAGGCAGUUCAUUUUUCUCGUGCGUCUUUCAAUCAUUCCAUAAACUAUUGUGUCUGUCUUGUAUCCGUGGGAUCCCGUGUCCGCUUAAAAAUGGUUGUAUGCUAAAUAAAAGAAAAUCCUACGGUA
This is a messenger RNA of Bombus pascuorum, 3092 nucleotides long. RefSeq lists its product as uncharacterized. Bases 730 to 2670 code for a protein of 646 amino acids. Gene Ontology annotation, cellular component: cytoplasm. NCBI's taxonomy places the organism in Eukaryota, Metazoa, Arthropoda, Insecta, Hymenoptera, Apidae. The transcript has 8 exons. The record is from RefSeq and is a predicted model, not a curated record. Gene Ontology annotation, molecular function: mannosyl-glycoprotein endo-beta-N-acetylglucosaminidase activity. Gene Ontology annotation, biological process: protein deglycosylation.